AUGAAUGGAUUGAUCAAUAAUUCGAAUAAUGAACCAUUUCAGCUGACUACAAGAAUUCCAAUCCGCAUCCCGGGUGAAUGUCCUCCUCACAUGGACCGCUACCUUAGCUCCAUUAACAACACCUGGAUCUGCGACUGCAUAUCUGGAUUCCUCUACUUUCCCCAGAACGACUCUUGUUACCAGCCCUACAAGAGGGGCCCCUGCAAAUCCUCCGAAUACCUUACACUCCCCAAGGGCCAAAUUGUGUCAAAGUGCCAGGAGAAUCCUUGCAAGGAAGAUGGUCUCGUGCCCUUCAGGAACGGCUGUCAUCCCAUGCUCAUGAGAGAGGGCCCCUGUGGAGAUCAAAUCCUUGGAGUCAAUGAUACCACUUUUCAAAUUGAGUGCCUGCCGGUGGAUCUGUCUCCCUUUCACGUCAUCGACCCCGGCGAAAGUGAUGGCUGUCCUCCGGGAAGUCGCAGGACUGCUCAAGGACUCUGUCGAGUUCCUCUCUAA
Messenger RNA from Diachasmimorpha longicaudata, 492 nucleotides. RefSeq lists its product as uncharacterized. The coding region runs from base 1 to 492 and encodes 163 amino acids. NCBI's taxonomy places the organism in Eukaryota, Metazoa, Arthropoda, Insecta, Hymenoptera, Braconidae. The transcript has a single exon. The record is from RefSeq and is a predicted model, not a curated record.